This is a messenger RNA of Baudoinia panamericana UAMH 10762, 1380 nucleotides long. RefSeq lists its product as uncharacterized. Lineage: Eukaryota; Fungi; Ascomycota; Dothideomycetes; Mycosphaerellales; Teratosphaeriaceae. The record is from RefSeq and is a predicted model, not a curated record. The transcript has 2 exons. Bases 1 to 1380 code for a protein of 459 amino acids. Gene Ontology annotation, molecular function: oxidoreductase activity; FMN binding.
AUGGAGUACGACAAGGCCGUCGCAAGCGGCCCUCCAGAAGCCAAGAACUAUCCGCAUGAAAGCGGUCCGGAAGUCGACACUAGUGUCCUGAAAGAGCCCAUCACGUUCACGUUCUCUGGACGCACGGCUAUGAACAGGUUCUUGAAGGCGCCCAUGACCGAAAGACUCUGCAAGUGGAAUGCAGAAGGCGAAGACGUUUCCGUUCGCGGCUACCCUACCGAGGAGUACAAACGGCUCUACCAGCGAUGGGGAGAAGGUGCGAUAGGAGUCAUCGUGGCUGGUAACGUCAUGGUAAAGUACGAUGCGGUAGAAGCGUUUGGCAAUCCGAUCAUAUGCGAUGACCACGACAACCGAACAAGCGCAUUCCGGGAGGUUGCCGAGGUCACGAAGAAGCACGGCAGUCUGUUCAUCGCUCAGCUUUCACAUCCUGGACGGCAAGGAGGCGCUGCGUUGAAUCCGCACCCCGUCAGCGCCAGUGACGUGCAGUUGAAGAUCGAAUGGGCGGGCAAUAAGUUCAACAAACCCCGCUCACUCACUAUCCCGGAGAUCAAGGAGAUGGUCAAGACGUGGGGCGAAACCGCUUACCUUUGCCAGCAGAGUGGGUUCGACGGGGUGCAGGUGCAUUGCGCACACGGCUACCUGCUGGCUCAGUUCCUGUCGAUGACAACGAACAAGCGGGACGACGAGUAUGGCGGCAGUUUGGAGAACCGUAGCCGCAUCAUCUUCGAGAUCAUUAACGAGAUCAAGCAACGUGUCAACGACUCCAGCUUCAUCAUCUGUGUGAAGCUGAACUCGGUCGAAUUCCAGCCUGGCGGCCAGACGCCGGAUGAUUGCAAGAAUUUGUGCCUGAAGCUUGAAGAAGCGGGUGUAGACUUUGUUGACCUCUCAGGCGGAACCUUCGAAGGACGAGCGUUCGAGCACAAGAAGGACUCAACCAAGGCACGGGAAAGCUACUUCAUCGAGUUCGCUGAGAUGAUCCGGCCUCUACUGAAGAAGACGAAGGUCUACGUUACUGGAGGCUUCCGCACAGCAAGCGGCAUGGUGCGAGCAGUCGCCGACGGCGCUUGCGAUGGAGUCGGUAUCGGACGGCCACUCGGAGCGGAACCAUAUCUUUGCAAGGAGAUACUGGAAGGCAAGGUGUGCGGUGCGAUCGAGAACUUCGUACCGCUCCCUCAGAAUACGCAAGGGACAGGCACACAACUACAUCAACUUGGUAAUGGUGAUGAUUUGGUAAGCGAUUGGAGUGAUGAGGGCGAAGUGCAGCGAUGGCUCGAGGCUUUUCACAAGGAGACGGAGCGAAAGAUCAGUAUCUUACCAAAGGUGGACAGCUCCGGUUACCCGGCGCUGCGUGCAGAGGUUGGCUUUGAGUACAUGCGGUAG